ACUCGUACAAACUGGAUCGACUUCUCUAGCCUCCACCUCAAAACUUUCAAGCGGACGCAUAAAAGACACGCAAUGGCGAAGUCAGAAAGGAAAGUCGGUAUUCCCGUCGAUGGAAGUGAACACAGUGAGAAGGCUUGUGACUGGUAUUUAAAAAACAUGCAUCACGCAGAGGACACAGUGUUCAUCAUUCAUGUUAGUGAGCUGACUCAUUCUGGUUCAAUUGAAACCAUCACCAAAGAAGAUUGGGAAGCACAUGUCAAAGAUCACACAGAGAAAGUGAAGGAGGUCGAAGAGAAAUACAAGAAAAAGUUGGGUGAUGCAGGGGUGUCAUUUGAGGUAAAGCUAUGUGGUGGUAAACCUGGGGAGGCCAUUUGUCAGGUCAUCAAGGAAUGUGAAGUUGACCUUGUGGUCAUGGGAAGCCGUGGAAUGGGUGCAAUAAGACGCACUUUUGUUGGGAGUGUUAGUGAUUAUGUUCUUCAUCAUUCACACAUUCCUACCAUAAUUUGCCCAAAGCAUUGAUUUUCUGUAUUGCAGAUAGUUGCCUGGCAGUGGUUCUAAUAUUUUAUAACUGCUGAGGUGAUCAAAGUGAUUUGUUUAUCGGUGGCACUCUGAGCCCAAAAACAGUCAUGUAACAUUGUGUAGAAAAGGCUUCGAUUCUCUAAUAAACGUAUCAAAUUUUAAUUUA
Molecule: messenger RNA, 685 nt
Organism: Orbicella faveolata
Lineage: Eukaryota; Metazoa; Cnidaria; Anthozoa; Scleractinia; Merulinidae
Source: RefSeq, a predicted model, not a curated record